AUGCCAGCAUGUAUCCAUGUCCCAACAAUGCGUACGCAAGAAAGGAAAUGAGGACAAAUGCUAACACACGCAUUGAAGACCUUCGAUUGGUCCUGAAGAGGACAGAGGAGUUCCGUGAGACUACCCUGACUGCAGCAGCAGCCAACCUCCAGGAGUGGACCUCUAAAGUAAAGAAGAUGAAGGCCAUCUAUUACACAUUGAACCUGUGUAACAUAGACAUCACACAGAAGCUGAUUGUUGCUGAGAUUUGGUGUCCAGUGUCUGACUUAAACUCUGUGCACACUGCACUGAUACAUGGAUCAGAGCAGAGCGGCUCCAGUCUUAGCCCCGUCGUGAACAGAAUCCAAACCCAACAGACACCUCCAACAUUCAACAGGGUUAACUCCUUUACCACAGGUUUCCAGAGCAUUAUUGAUGCCUAUGGGGUCGGCAACUAUCAGGAAAUAAACCCAGCUCCAUACACCAUGGUGACCUUCCCCUUCCUGUUUGCGGUCAUGUUUGGAGACUGUGGUCACGGUCUCGUCAUGACUCUGCUCGCCUUAUGGUUGAUCCUACACCAAGAACACUUCAGAAAGCUGAAGAACGAGCUGAUUGACAUGCUGGUGGAUGGACGCUACAUUAUAUUCCUGAUGGGCCUCUUCUCCAUAUACACUGGCCUCAUCUACAACGACUGCUUCUCCAAGUCCUUCAACGUCUUUGGAUCCUCGUGGAGCGUCCGACCCAUGUUCCAUCCACACGGACCGUGGACUAAUGACACGUUGCAUGACUCUGGCCAUCUUCAUCUGGACCCCCUGGUGUCUGGAGUCUACUCUGGCAAUCCCUACCCAUUUGGUGUUGACCCGAUUUGGAAUAUUGCAUCGAAUAAGCUGUCGUUCCUGAACUCUUACAAGAUGAAGAUGUCUGUAAUCAUGGGAGUGGCCCACAUGCUCUUUGGAGUCACUCUGAGUCUGGUGAACUACAUAUUCUUCAGAAACUUAAAGGAUGUUGCGUUGCAGUUCAUUCCAGAGGUGAUUUUCAUGCUGUCUCUGUUUGGAUACCUGAUCUUCCUCAUCCUCUACAAGUGGUGUGUAGUGAUGAAGUCUGAAUCUGCUCCUAGCAUCCUGCUCCUCUUCAUCAACAUGAUGCUCUUUGACUACAGCUCUGAGGGUACUGUGCUUUACAGAACACAGAAACCUGUGCAAAUAUUUCUGGUGGUUGUUGCUGUGCUUAUGGUUCCUUGGCUACUGUUUGCCAAGCCCCUGCUCUUGUAUAGAAAACACAAGCAAUUAAAGCUGAAGCCCUCAACAAACAAGCUUCCCAUGCAGGUUUUUGGGAUCUCCAACCAAGAGGCUUCAGAUAACAGGAAAGAGAAGGUCAGUAUGGCUGACAUUUUCGUGUACCAGGGCAUCCACACCAUCGAGUACUGCCUUGGAUGCAUCUCCAACACAGCCUCCUACCUCCGCCUGUGGGCUCUCAGUCUAGCUCAUGCUGGCUAUUCAACUAAUCGGCUACCUGCCGUCACCUGUUAUGUUCAAAUUAAUUCAACUGUAUUCUAUGUGCCUGUGCUUGUUGUCUGUGUAGAGCUGUCUGAGGUGCUGUGGAAGAUGGUUCUGCAGGUGGCUCUGAGGGUCACCUCGGGGAUGGGUUCUGUUCUGCUGGCAGUGACCUUUGCUGCCUUUGCUGUCCUCACAGUCACCAUUCUCCUGGUCAUGGAGGGUCUCUCUGCCUUCCUCCACGCCCUACGGCUGCACUGGGUUGAAUUCCAAAACAAGUUCUACAAAGGAUCUGGGUACAAGUUCACACCUCUUUCCUUCGACAGGAUGAGAGACAUGCAGUGACUUCAGAUAGCAAUAACGCGUUUCUCUACGAGUCCGUUGUCAUAUUCAUUUACUGUUUAUGUUGAUAUGUCUUUGUGUUAGUCAUUGAUCACAUUAAGUUGUUUUCGGUAUGUAGAUCGUACUCUAUAACUGUCGCCAUGGAAUGAAAAAUCGGUGCAAGCAAGGUGCAGCAUUUGCCACAAGAUGGCAGCACACAAUUAUUAGUCAGUCAUGGUUCUAAAAGUAGGCUACAUUCAGCAACAGAAGAAUUGUCAAAAGAACACAAUAAAUAUAAGGAGAUUUAGUUGAGCAUCUACUUCCUAAAAUGUCUUAAGAGUUUAAUUAGAUUAAAAAACAAUGAACAAUAUUUAGAUCCAACAAUAGUGUACAAAACAUUAAGGACACCUUUCUAAUAUUGAGUUGCACCCUGGCCCUUUUUCCCUCAGAACAGCCUCAGUUCGUCGGGGCAUGGACUAUACAAGCGUUCCACAGGGAUGCUGGCCCAUGUUGACUCCACUGCUUCCCACAGUUGUGUCAAGUUGGAUGGAUGUUCUCUGGGUGGUGGACCGUUCUUG
Molecule: messenger RNA, 2371 nt
Organism: Oncorhynchus mykiss (rainbow trout)
Lineage: Eukaryota; Metazoa; Chordata; Actinopteri; Salmoniformes; Salmonidae
Source: RefSeq, a predicted model, not a curated record